AUGCCGUUAGCCCGGCCCAUAUUCAAGGCUAUUUCGUUUGUUCAGCGUCUGCCCCAUGUCGCACAGACGCCCGACGAGGUUAAGUAUCCCGAUGCGAGUAGUCCGCCCAUCGCCGGCAUUCCCGUAUAUCCCAAUGGACAUCGAUGCGUGUUCAACGUCGACGGCCGCGAAUGCAAUGUCACAUACCGCGAACGCACGGGCAUUCAGAAGCAUUGCAAGGACCAGCAUAAUUAUCAGAGUACCCGAGCAAAAGGCCGACCGGAUUUCGAUGCCGUCCACCGUCCACUAUGGGAAACGAACCAACCAUGCCAACGUUUGUUCCGUACAGGCAAAUGGCAAAAGGUAUUUCCCGUCCAGGUCGUGCCCCAUGCCGGCCCAGCCGUAGACAUCGAUCAUGCCGCCCAAGGCAAGGCAUGGAUGGCGAAGUUGUUUGCCGAUUUUCAGCAGGCGCAGGAAGACGCCCGCACCGAACGGACGCGGUAUGAGCCUAAUCCAUGGUUAGAACACACCGGAUGGGAGCGUCAUUUAUCGAACGAUCAUCGACGAUGGAUCACCGAAUGCGUCAAGGCCGAGCCUAAUGUCGACAAAGUGCAGGCAUGUUUAGAAGACGAUGCCGCCCCAUUCGCCCCCGAAUCGGAGCAGGCGUUGUCGCGGGCGUGUGACGGUACCAUAGUGUUGAUCCGUCGUUCGUUCCAAGCCAGCCGG
Dissoconium aciculare CBS 342.82 is the source of this 705-nucleotide messenger RNA. RefSeq lists its product as uncharacterized. The record is from RefSeq and is a predicted model, not a curated record. The transcript has 2 exons. The annotation marks the transcript as partial. Lineage: Eukaryota; Fungi; Ascomycota; Dothideomycetes; Mycosphaerellales; Dissoconiaceae.